Bombyx mandarina (wild silkworm) is the source of this 2643-nucleotide messenger RNA. RefSeq names its product organic cation transporter 1. The record is from RefSeq and is a predicted model, not a curated record. Gene Ontology annotation, molecular function: transmembrane transporter activity. Lineage: Eukaryota; Metazoa; Arthropoda; Insecta; Lepidoptera; Bombycidae. Gene Ontology annotation, cellular component: membrane. Gene Ontology annotation, biological process: transmembrane transport.
AUCGCUUACGUUGGACGUGUCAACGUAAAAGUGAAAAUAAACAAAGAUAAAUAACGAACCCAAAACUUGACAGUGAAUGUGUUAAAAGUUUUUAUUUUAAAAUAAAUUUGCGUAAAUCGUUGCGUUUUUCGAUUACAAAAAAAUACGUGAUUUAAAUGGAAAUUUUUGAAUUAGUUCCGUCGUUUUUUCUUUAUAAUUUAAUUGAGUAAAACUUAAAAGGGCUGCGAUAAAAAUGUUAAGCGUCUACCGCGUCAGAAUACGGUGCGUGACUUUGAAUUCGAGAUGACAGCUGUCAAGUCACAAUGACGUCUUGGACGAAGGAGUUGGACGAGGCGGCAGUGCUGGCCACGAGAACCGGCCAUUGGCAUGUGGUCUUAUUCUACCUUCUAUGUGGCCUGGCCGCAAUACCUACCUCGUUUCUGGUUUUUUCACAAGUGUUCACAAACGCUACUCCCGAGCACUGGUGUGCGCCACCUCCAGAACUCGAGGCUCUGAGCCUUCCACGAGACCUGGUGCGCUCUCUGACGAUACCAAAAGUACCAGGAGAACAUAGCUCGUAUGAAACUUGCCGUGAAUACGCCGUUGACCCACACGCGUUGUUCGAAGAAUUGAAAGAGUUUGUUGUAGAAAGUUCGAAGGCUAUCAGAGAAGGAGGCGCGUUACAUGUCGUGAACACACGUCAAUUGUUUUUGUCCAAUGACGAAAACGAAAGGAAAUUGCAGAUCUCCAAAGUGGAAGGAGCUAUUCUAUCGAUCAGAGAUAACUCCACGUCACCGUGUUCUCGCGGCUGGACUUACAGCACAGAGCAUUACAAAAGGACGCUUGUUACUGACUUUUCCUUGGUCUGUGACAAGGAAUGGCUGCCACGGACCAGCAAUACCCUGUUCUGGGUUGGCUCCAUCUUCGGGAAUUUGUUCUUCGGGUGGAUGUCGGACAGAUACGGUCGACGUCCAACGAUUCUACUGAUGAUCUUCCUGGAAGUUCCCCUGGCGAUAUCCGCGUCCUUUGCCACCACCUACUGGACGUAUAUCGUGCUGAGAGUGGCCGGAGGACUAUUCUUCCCGGCUCUCUACCAGCUACCGUUCAUACUGGCCUUGGAGCUUAUGCCUCCUGGAAGAAGAAACAUUGCCGGAAUUGUCGUCGGGAUGCUGUUCGCCACCGGCAUGUGUCUACUCUCUCUGCUGGCCUACGCCGUAAGGGACUGGUACCAUCUAUCGCUGGUCACUAGUCUGCCUUUCCUGCUGCUGUACGGAUAUUACUGGCUGAUACCAGAGUCUCCGAGAUGGUUGGUCGGCAGAGGCCGUAUCGCUGAAGCUGAAAAGGUGCUACGGGACCUCGCUAAGAAAAACGGAAUACGGUUACGGAAAGGGUUCCUCCUGGAGCUACACAAGAAAACAAAAGAAGAAGAAGAUGCAGCAGAAAUGACCUGCGUGUCCAACGGGCACUACGGCAGAAUUACGAAAGAUGACCUGGACAGAAGGAUCAGCAACAUGCUGACCUUCCGUCCGGAUCUUACCAGGAUCGCAGAAACCGUAGGAAGUAAAAAUGACGAUUUAGAACGAACUUUCGCGCUGGAACUCACCGAAAGAGAAAUCAAAUCUAAAACAAAAGAAUACGAAAGAGACGACAAUAGAGAGUUCAAUGAUGAAGCAGAUUCGCAGCAGAAGUGGACUCAAACGGAUUUCAAGUCACCUGGAGAUACACUAAGAAGGAAAUCCUUACAGCUUGUUAGUAAGAUAUUCAUCCAAGAAGAUGAAGUAGACGUGAUGGAAAACAAGAGAAUGGAUGAUCAGAACUCCGAGGGUGACUGUAAGGCCUCCCCGCUGGAUGUGUUCAGAUACCCCAAUCUCAGGAGGAAGUUCUUGAUUUUGACUUUUGACUGGGUCUCUCUGGGCGUGGUCUACAACAGUCUCAGCUACAAUACUCCCAACUUGGGCGUCGAUGAUUACUUGGCGUUCUUUAUUGGCGGCGCGGUGGAGCUCCCGUCCUACGUCCUGGCGUGGCGAUGCAUGGAGAGGCUCGGCAGGCGCUGGGUGCUCUGCGCCUUCAUGUGCGUCGGUGGCCUGGCCUGUCUCAGCUGCGUGCUCGUGCCGGAGUCGUGGCCCUGGAUAACGGUGUCUCUAGCGAUGCUCGGCAGGCUGUGUGCCGCGUCAUCCUUCGCAGUCUUCUACGUGAUGAUCGGAGAAUUGCUGCCCACUGUACUGAGAGCCCAGGCGAUGGGCACGGCCUCCUUCAUAUCGGGUCUCGGCUUGCUGGCCUGCCCGUAUAUCGUUCACUUGGCGAUCUACGCGCGAGCUUUGCCGCUGAUCAUCAUGGGUAUACUGAGCGUCGUGGGCGGGAUCACGUCGCUGUUCCUGCCCGAGACCCUGAACCAGCCUUUGCCUCAAACGCUGGGAGACGGAGAAAGAUUCGGAAGAGAUUUCAAAAUAUUAAGUUGUGUCGAAAGACCGAAGAAAUUACGACGCGUCGCUUCUGACGUCCUGGUACUCUGAUCGCAUUUGAAGGGUAAAUUGUAAUUGAAAGAUUGGUAUCUUCAAACGUCUCAAAUGUCUCAAAUUAAUGUUCAUGAUAGAAUAACAUAAGCGUAGGAUGAUAAGCUUAUAAAUAAAUAUGUAAAUAUAGAUGUUAGUCAUUAAAGAAAAA